UUCACUUCCAAAGCAUCUUCCUCUCUCUUAUUUGUUUACUUUCUUAUUUUCAUUUAUUCAUACUUUAAUAAAGGAAAAUCGAAUCGCAUACUUUCUUCUCUAUAUUUAUCUUCUUCUUCUUCUUCAUCAUCAAUCUUCUUAUUACUUACUUUAUAGAACAACAAAACCCUAGAUUUGCUGUUCAGCUCAGGGCCGUACAAACUGAAGAGUUCAGCUAGUGGAUUUACAUUUUUUGGGGUUUUGGUAGUAAGACUAAAGAUACAGAUCCUCGACAGUAGCAUCAUGGAUACCGGCCCUUGGAAAGAUACAAACGACGACGUUUCAGGUCAGACUAGGACAAGACGUGAAGGAGAGUCGGAAGAAGCCGUAGCCACUACGAAGCGGCCAGCUACGAUUUCUUCUUCUUCGUCGUGGAUGAAGUCAAAGGAUCCAAGGAUUGUUAGGGUUUCACGAGCCUUUGGAGGCAAAGACCGUCACAGCAAAGUGUGUACGUUGCGUGGUCUACGUGACAGACGCGUGAGAUUAUCAGUCCCCACGGCUAUCCAGCUCUAUGAUCUUCAAGAACGCCUUGGCCUUGACCAGCCUAGCAAAGCCGUUGACUGGCUGCUCAAUGUAGCUAAAGAGGAGAUCGAUGAGCUUCCUCCCUUGCCCGUCUCGCCGGAAACUUUCACUCUUUUCAACCAUCAUCAGUCUUUCUUGAAUCUUGGUCAACGGCCGGGUCAAGAUCCGACCCAACUCGGAUUUAAAAUCAAUGGAUGUGUAGAAGAGUCUACUACUACUAGCCGCGAAGAAAACAACAAUGAGAGAGGUGAAAAAGAUGUCUCUUUUGAAAACAAUCAUCAUAUUGGGUCUUAUGGAACCUAUCACAACAUGGAACAUCAUCAUCAACAACAUUCGAGUUUUCAGGCAGAUUAUCAUCAACAUCAACUACAUAGUCUUGUCCCAUUUCCAUCACAGUUCUUGGUAUGUCCAAUGACGACAUUAUCAACAACAACAACUACUACACAAUCUUUGUUUCCCUCAUCCUCAUCAGCUGGUUCGUGGACUAUGGAGACAACAGAUCCAAGGCGAAUGGUAAGCCAUUUUCAAAUGCCACUAAUGGGUAGUUCUUCUUCUUCAGCAUCCCAAAACAUUUCGACUUUAUACUCAUUGUUACAUGGUAGUAGUAGCAACAAUGGUAGUAGUAACCGAAUGUCAUCGGUCCAACUCAACCAGACUAGUAGAGGAAGUGAUAAUCCUAUGUGAAAUUAGAUUAUGUAAACAAUUAAAUGUUUGAUGUGUUUG
Brassica oleracea var. oleracea is the source of this 1284-nucleotide messenger RNA. Its product is annotated as transcription factor TCP13-like. The transcript is spliced from 2 exons. Gene Ontology annotation, cellular component: nucleus. Bases 283 to 1245 code for a protein of 320 amino acids. NCBI's taxonomy places the organism in Eukaryota, Viridiplantae, Streptophyta, Magnoliopsida, Brassicales, Brassicaceae. The record is from RefSeq and is a predicted model, not a curated record. Gene Ontology annotation, molecular function: sequence-specific DNA binding; DNA-binding transcription factor activity.